Molecule: messenger RNA, 654 nt
Organism: Tachysurus vachellii
Lineage: Eukaryota; Metazoa; Chordata; Actinopteri; Siluriformes; Bagridae
Gene: gcgb
Product: glucagon b
Exons: 4
Coding region: 137-499 (120 amino acids)
Biological process (GO): response to starvation
Cellular component (GO): extracellular region
Molecular function (GO): glucagon receptor binding; hormone activity
Source: RefSeq, a predicted model, not a curated record
GAGCUGUCAAUGGAUGGGUUUCUCUAUAUAAGACACACAGUGCCAGGCAGGGACAAGGAAACGCUCCUGGGAGCCUGAUAAGACGCCAGCGUACACCAGCACCCUCUCUCUAUCAUACGAUUAAUCAACAGGCAGAAUGAAGAGCAUCCAGUAUUUGGUUGGAUUUCUACUCCUCAUCAUUGUACAAAGCAGCUGGCAAAUUCCUAUUGAAGACACAGAGGAAAAUUCCAGUGUAAUGUUAGAAGACAUGCUAUAUAAUAAUCCAACUAACAUGAAAAGGCACUCAGAAGGAACAUUCUCAAACGAUUACAGCAAAUAUCUGGAGACGAGAAGAGCUCAGGAUUUCAUACAAUGGCUGAUGAAUUCAAAGAGAAGUGGCUCCCACACAAGACGGCAUGCAGACGGUACAUACACCAGUGAUGUGAGCUCAUACAUACAGGAUCAGGCAGCUAAGGAGUUUGUGUCCUGGCUGAAAAUGGGGAGAGGCAGAAGAGAAUAGAGAAGUUCCCUUCAUCAAGAGAGAAGCACUUCAUACCUUUUAUACCAGAAAGAGACACUCUAUGACACUCUGUUGGACCACCUAUUCCAUCAUACCAUAUUUUAUAAGGAACUGUGGUGUCAUUGCCUAAAACAAACCAUGUUUGAAAUAAACCU